GUCAUUCAUUCUUCCAUAGAGCAAAUCAAAUAAAGAAAAAAAAUAAAGAGAGACAAAAGAAAGUGAGAAUAUGGCAUUAGCAACUCCUACAUUGCGUUUUACUACAAUUACUAUCCUUCUUAUAGCUUCAAUUUUUGCCUUUGGCAACGACAACUUCAUGGCUUACGGGCAAUGCGAAGGGGAUAUUUCGGGUUUAAUUAGCCAAUGUGCUAUGUAUGUGAGGAAGGCGGGGCCGAAAACCCCGCCCUCCUCACAAUGUUGUGCCUUAGCCAAAAAAGCUAAUAUUCCAUGCUUAUGCAAGUAUGUUACUAAGGAUAUUGAGCAAUAUGUUAGUGUUGAGAAGGCUGUCUAUGUUGCUCAAUAUUGUGGUAUUAAUUUUAAGCAUGGCUCUAAAUGUGGAAGUUACACAAUUCCAUGAGCACGUCGAUGACAAUUAUGCCACCGAAUACAAUACAAUACAAUAAGCAAAUGUUUAAAUUAUGUUAUGUAUGCACUACAAAUAAUAGCUAAGUUAGUUACGAGCAUAUUGAGUACGUUGUGGAGCAGUGGUAUCGUUUUCACCUUAUAUUUCACCAAAAUAUAGAAUAAAUUUAGCCUGGAUUGUGUGCACGGAUCUACUUAAUGCAUACUUGA
Molecule: messenger RNA, 633 nt
Organism: Chenopodium quinoa (quinoa)
Lineage: Eukaryota; Viridiplantae; Streptophyta; Magnoliopsida; Caryophyllales; Amaranthaceae
Exons: 2
Coding region: 71-418 (115 amino acids)
Source: RefSeq, a predicted model, not a curated record